UUAGCCAACACUUGACCCCGUCUUCAGCGUUUUCGCAAUUUUUGCUGAUUUUACAUUUUAAUUUACUAAAAUGUUGAGCGACGAUGAUGAACUGAACAUCUACGGCGACUUGGACGACUUCCAGAAUGCCGAGGAGAAGAAAUCCAAAGAGCUGGAGGCCUGGGAGACCAAGUACAAAGGCGCACAGGCCGAAAUCGAGGGCUUAAAGGCGGAAAACAAAGCGCUCGGCAAGAAGAUCAAAGCCAUGGAAGUAAAUCUACAGAAUCUCAUGGACACUGCCAAGGCGGAGAUCAAGCGAAAGGAGUCGAUGAUUACGCAGCUGCGCAAGGAGAAAGACGACAUAUGCUUCAGGCGUAAGCGGGGACGAGCGGAAGAGGAUGCCAAGGAUGUAGGCCAAGAGCACAAACGCUCCAAGCUGUCGGAACCCGGGAGCAACAAGUUUAAGUCUGCGCACGGCAAUGACCACGAGAAUGAACGACCCAAGCAGGCAGAGCACAAGACUGCGCUCCCCACGGAGUCCAAGCACUCAGAGCACCAACGACCGAAGCUACUGGCGGAACCUACGACCAAUAGAGUCAAGAUUGAAUCCAAGGAGCUGGGAAAGCACAAACUGGAGGAAACUGCAGUCAAUAAAUUCAGAAUUGAGCCCAAAAUGAGUGAGAAAAUGCAUCACCAAAAGAGCUCAACAGGUGGAGAGGCAAACAGGGACAGCAAGCGCACAAUUCGCAGCAGAUCGCCCAGGGAGGAGCCACACAAGAGCAACGAUCGACACGGACGCUCCGACAGCCGUUUGAAGGAACGCGAGCGACGCCGCAGUCGCAGUCGCAGCGACAAACGUUCCCACCGGCAUGAGCCACAUCAUCGCAGUCGCCAGAGCAAGGACCGCGGCAGCAAAAGGAGUAGUGCUUCGCGAUCUCCCAAUCGAACAGCAGCCGCAAAGCCCAGUGCUAGGCAGCCACAUGACGAUCGCUCCAGAGGGGCACAGAAAGCAGGCACAGUGAAGACGCUCUUCGGUGAGGAGACAAACGACAAAGUUCCAGCAACUCCCAAUGUGGAAAUGAUUAAGAAAAUGCAAGAAAAUGCGUCACCAGCGACGCCUCAAGAGUUGUACACACCAGAAAACAAACAGCAGGCCAUCGGAGGGGAAAAGCCCGCCAAAAACGAGGAGAUCAGCAGAUCAACUAUUGAUGGUUACUUCCAGGUGAAACCUCAAGCCAAAGACUGCUCCCUGAGAGCGUCACAAGCUGAGACGAAGACACAGGAGGAAGCUGUCCAGGAGACUCUGAAGGCGGCGGAACCAACAGCUGGAAUCUUUUCUUGGGGCAGCAAUACGGCUAAGCAGCAGAUACCAGGAUUAGAUAUGAUUUGUCAGCAGCAGUCGCCUAUGAAGAAUAACACUCAAGCCUUGAAAGAGCCGGAAGAUGUUGAGACUUUGGGUACUGCCAACUCAGAUGCCAUCGAAGAUUGCAUCAUUUAUGGUACGGAGGAAAAGAUUACGCGUCCCUUAGAGGAUUGUCGGCAGACAGAUUCGAACGAGAAAGUGCAGCAAAAGCCAGAGAGGCUGUCGCUGAAGCCAGCACCAACACCCGAAGCUCCAGUCAAAGGCGAGGCACUCAACUGCGCAGCUCCAAGCAAACACGAAGAUAAUUCGUUGGAAAUCGAAGAGCCAAGCACAAAAACUAAAACUAAAUCGAAAGAAAAGAAAGGAAAACUCAUUCCAAAAGUCAUCGCCGCCACAGCACAAGUGGAGGAUCAGGAAACGAAGCCAGCAAGUUCCGAAUUAAACGCAACAGCAGCAGCAGUGACUCACAAACCGUCAGAGAUCUCAGACUUAAAGACACCCACCAAAUGCUCGGACACGAUUCUAGAUGAUGAUUGUCCCACACCAAGGCGUGACACUGAAACUUCUGAGAUUCAAGCAGCAGAAGAGCUUGCAAGACCGACAAAAGGUUCAGCGAGGAACACAAUUUCGGAGCGUCCCAUCCAGACUGCCGCAGCCAUUGAAAUAAUUGAGGAUAUUCGUUUGCCAGUGAUAGUUGAUAUCGAGAAUAUUGCCUUGACUGUCGAUGUGCCAUUUGAUUCGUCAUCGGAAAUGACUAAAGAUGGGAGCGCAGCAGCCCAAGACUUAGAUGUCGUUGAUGGUAAGAAAGAGAACGAGGCUGAGGCUGAGGCUGAGGCUGAGCUUGGCAAGAAGGCAAGUUGUGUGGCUGAGGAUAUGCAGAUUGAAGGGCAGGAAACUGUUGCAGAUGAGACGAAGGCUGAUGGAUUAGCAGACAAAGCUCAAGGGGUAGGGAUGGAAGUGCCUGUAGCUGAGACAACUGCAAAUGAGACUGUGCCUACGCCUGAAGCCCCUGAAACGCCUCCUGCCAUUGAGACUCUUUCAACUGCAACUCACGUAUCAGAAAACGAAGCUGAGACUGAGACUCCAGAACCUGAGACGCCUGUGAUAGAGCUUGCAGCUACUAAGACGAACAAUGAUACGAUGGAGGCUGCUGUAAAUGAGACUCCAGCUGUGGAGUCGCCUGUUGCAGAUGCUGCUGCACUGGAAACGCCUGUUGAAGAGACUUCUGAGACUCUUGUAACCGAGAUUCCUGUCAAGAAGACUCCAGCAGUUGCAGUACCCAAAGCGAAGAGUGCGACUUGUGCCAAGGAGACUCCAGUCACUGAGGAACCUGCUGUUGAGACUCCUGUAGCUGCAGUUUCCGCAGCCAGCAAUGAAACUUCUGCUACAAAAACUCCUCCUAACGCGCCUAUUGAGGAGACUCCUGCUACAGAAACAGCUGCGAUUGAGACGCCUUCAAUGGAGGAGCCACCUGCAGCUGCAGUUAACGCAUCGAAGAACCAGUGCCCCGACAAGGAAACUCCCGCAAUUCCAUCCACUGGCAUUGAGAUUCCCAUCCUACCCCCACAUGGCUCCAUACACGAUUCUCUAAUUGUGGCAGCCACCUCAAAGCCUUCGAGCAUUUUGUACGCCCAGCCAGACUCCACAAAGACGGACAACAGUGAGGAUAUGGUGCUGGAGGCGGCCAUGAAUGAGUUGACGGGCGAGCAGGAGCCAGUGCCGAGUGCCGUCAACACAAGCUAUCCAAAUCUCACGCUCGCCGAGGACACCAUCGAAAUGGCGCUGCAGCAGCUGCAUCAGACAUCGCCGGACGAAACGAAAGUGACUUCCACAUCCAACAAAUCCCAACAGACGCCGCAAACGGACUUGGUGCAAACUCUGACCGCAUCUCCGCUGCAGCUGAGUCCAGGGAAGUCCACGCCCAAGGGCAGGAAGACGACGCCAAUGACAACGCCAGAGAAACUGCGAGUGGAGAAGACGCCGCUGAAGAAGCGAAAGGUUCACAUGCCCGAGGACGAGGUGCUGGUGCCGCAGACACCACCAUCACCAGUCCAGCCAGCGACAGCGCUCCGCAACGAGGCAUCGCCCACGCUGCAGCACGUGACCAUCGAUGAGACGCUGGAUGGGAGCAUCAAUCACAGCUUCGGCAGUGACACCUCCGUGGUGACGAAACGCUGCUCCAUGGGCUCCACGGACUACCAGUUCGAGCGCAUCAACGACGAGAUCGUGCUGCGUGUCUCGCGACGCCGACGACGACCGCGUCCCUCCCAAGCACCGCCACUAGACGAUGGUGAAAAGAGUGCCACAACAUAAAUAAUUGUUGUUACAUUUAGUUUUUAUGUUAUAAGAGGAUCUAGUCUGUAAAUUGUUUUCUCUUUUUUUUAAGCUUUCAACUGUUGAAUAUCGCAUAAGGAAAAGGACAAACUAUUUUUCGUUCACUGAAAUUUGUUUGUGGCAAAUUUUUGUGCUCUCUUGAACUCCCUGAAUUAGUGGAAUUUUUGGAAUUUAAUUUGAUUUACCAUUAACCAAGACCUUAAGUGGAUAUAAAACUGAUUUAAGCUGUUAAAAAUAUUGAUAGAACAUGCUGUAAUAUAUGUGCCCAUGGAGGGACUUUAAGUUUAUUUUCAAU
Molecule: messenger RNA, 3971 nt
Organism: Drosophila subobscura
Lineage: Eukaryota; Metazoa; Arthropoda; Insecta; Diptera; Drosophilidae
Gene: FLASH
Product: titin
Exons: 4
Coding region: 71-3655 (1194 amino acids)
Source: RefSeq, a predicted model, not a curated record